CGGGAUUGUUGGUAAAAUACAAUAUCCAAACAAUCAGUGGGGGAAUUAUAUACGAUUUUAUGAUUUUAAGUUUAAGUAAUCAACUUGAAAUACUAAAAGAUGGUAGUUUUAUGUGGAACAUUUUUGUAUAGGAACACAGUAAUGCGUAUGAAUCUCUGCGAUAUAUUUUUGUUCUUCGCCUCCAGUCUUACUGUCGCCAGCUUUCAGCAUAGACUCUGUGGGCCAUGCAGUUGAACGCGGCAACGUAAAACGAAAUUAGCAUUUAAUAUCUAUUUUCAAGGUUAGGACACCCGUCUGCUCUUACACAGUGUUGUUGCUAAGCUGACCUUUCAACGUAAGAACAGAGAACCAGGCUAUAAUCCAAGCAGGCGCGUUUCUUCUGUGUGACAGCCAGCAACAGCAGCCAGUCCUGUCUUGCUAUGUCCACAAUUUCCACCCUGAAUAGUCUGUUCACCUUCACCAGUCCAGCAGUCAAAAGGCUGCUGGGCUGGAAGCAGGGAGAUGAGGAGGAGAAAUGGGCCGAGAAGGCAGUAGACUCCUUGGUGAAGAAGCUGAAGAAGAAGAAGGGGGCACUAGAGGACCUUGAGAAAGCUUUAAGCUGCCCAGGACAGCCUAGCAAGUGUGUGACCAUUCCCAGGUCUUUAGAUGGUAGACUGCAGGUGUCCCAUAGGAAAGGAUUGCCCCAUGUUAUCUACUGCAGGGUGUGGAGGUGGCCGGAUCUACAGAGUCACCAUGAACUGAAACCUUUGGAGAUCUGCGAGUAUCCAUUCAGCGCCAAACAGAAGGAAGUCUGUAUCAAUCCAUAUCAUUAUAAAAGAGUGGAAAGUCCAGUGCUGCCCCCAGUGUUGGUGCCACGGUACAGUGAGUAUCCCCCAGACCACACAGGACAGCUAGCACCAUUCCAGCAGGUCCCAGAACCCACUAUGCCAUACAAUGUAAGCUUUCCACAUGGAUUUGGACCCUCCUCGCCAGCCAGUUCCGGACCUGGGAGCCCAUAUGGUCUACCUGCUGACACUCCUCCCCCUGCCUACCAGGCCCAUGAUGACAACCAGUCAUCCCCAGCAUCCCAACCCAGUCCUUCAGGAACUCAGAACAACAAUUUAGGCGGGGCAGGCUCCACACCAAUGGACACAUCUGCACCACCUGCUAGAACUUUACAGCCAGUUGCCUACCAAGAACCCAAGUUUUGGUGCAGUAUAGUGUACUAUGAGUUAAACAACCGUGUGGGAGAAGCCUUCCAUGCCUCCCUGUCCCAUGUUGUUGUGGACGGGUUCACAGACCCCUCCAAUAAUGGAGAAAGGUUCUGUCUUGGAUUGUUGUCAAAUGUGAACAGGAAUUCUACCAUUGAGAAUACCAGAAGACAUAUUGGCAAAGGUGUACACUUAUACUACGUGGGUGGAGAGGUGUUUGCUGAAUGUCUCAGUGACAGCAGUAUAUUUGUCCAGAGCCGUAACUGCAAUUACCAUCAUAAUUUCCAUCCCACCACUGUUUGUAAGAUUCCACCAGGGUGCAGUUUAAAGAUCUUCAACAAUCAAGAAUUUGCUGCUCUGUUAAGUCAGUCUGUAAACCAUGGUUUUGAGGCAGUGUAUGAACUGACUAAAAUGUGCACUAUCCGCAUGAGUUUUGUCAAGGGAUGGGGUGCAGAAUACCACAGACAAGAUGUCACAAGCACUCCAUGUUGGAUUGAAAUUCAUCUCAAUGGACCGCUACAGUGGCUAGACAAGGUGUUAACACAAAUGGGAUCUCCUCAUAAUCCAAUCUCAUCAGUGUCAUGACCCCAAAAAGGAAACUCUUGUAGCCUAUGGAUCUUUAGACUUUGUCAAUAACUUGAUCCCUCAUCACGGAUCAAGUGUUACAGGUUUUUAAUGUGCGAGUCAUGUUUCCAGAGGUCUAGCUUUCAAACUGACCUGUACUGAGGUUUGAACUGCUGUUAUGAUUGUCAAAUUUGGAAGACUGCUUACUGAGAAGAUGAUUGAAAUUGUUGCUUGUAUUGAUUGUGGAAACUUUGUGAGGAGUAAACAAACCCAUGGUAGGGUGGCUCAGCUUGUUGCUCCAAUUUGAAAUGUGGUACAGAGCGAUGACUAGAACGAAAAAAGCUUUCAUCUCCACAAGAUGUGUGUGAGUGCUAAAAGGGAAAAUUGUUCAGUGGCAAGAAAAUAUUAAACCAAAAAGAAAAACACUAAUUUGCUGAGACAUCUUAGGAAGUGCCAUACCACCUGCUGCCAACAGAGGCAUGCAUGAUCCCAUACGCUGCCACCAGAGCACAAAACCCGACAUUUUAGAUAGCAUAAAGAAGCAAGGCCACUUGGGGCCAAUAUUAGAGUUCAGCAUCAGUUUUUGAAGGUUAUAGAUGCACAGAGUUACAGCCCUCCCAAAGCCUUGUGAACAAUUGAUUUGAAAUCUCGUUAAAAGAUGUACUUUUGAUGCUAUUGUUUAUAUAGAUGGGGGGAUAAAAAAAAGUAGCUCUUUGUUUAAAAAUAGCUUUUUUUUCCAAAAUGAUUUUUAAAUGAUGAAAAGCUUACGUAUUUAAAUCAUAUUAUUCAAGCAAAGCUGACCAAUCUUUUUAACUCUAAAUAGAAAAUGGCCUGAAUAGAUUUGGUGCAAAAGGCUCAUAAUUUUUUAUACCUUUUUAAGAUGUAAGCCAAAGAGUAUGGCUCUAAUGAGUGUUCCUGAAAGCCCAUGCCAUACUAUUAAGGAGUAAUUGUAUCUAGGCUAAACUUUUUGCAAAACUUUGUGAUUUUUAUUGAGCUUAUUGUUUUUAUUUUUUUUUUAUAGCUGAAUGGGUUGCAAUUGUAGUCAUUUCAGCUUUAAUAUCAUACUGCUGACAAUGUAUGUUAACAUGUAACUGUUGGACCCUAUGUAUUCAAGUUACUUGGUUUCUUGUAGCACUGCUAUAAAUGGGCUAUCUGUCAUGCAUUGUCAUUGGUGUCCGUCUUACAUUGUCAUCCGCAACGAUUUAACAUUUUUAAGUACCACAGUAAUUAACUGUACAGAGUAACAGUGAUAUAAUCCAUAGAUUCCCUUUUUUCGUGGAAUUCCAAUUCCAAAUAUUGAAUUAAGGUUUUAAUGGUUUUUAAUUUUAUUCUUUUUAAUUUAAAGUAGAAAUUAAAAGGCUUGUGGUUACCUGUAAUGGCUGUAAGGUUUAUUUUAGGGGAAAUCCUUAAAAUGGUAGAGGGAAAUGUCUGCUGCAGAAAGUGAAGUUUACUUAUGAUUAAAUGUUUUAUUGAUAUUAAGAAUAAUUUUGCAUUUGCACUAGCUUUUGAAAAUGUGGAUCUUUAUUUCAACUGUUGGCCAAUGGCUUCUUAAGCAAAGUUGCUUUACACCAAUUGAGAAAUAGUGCAAUAGGCACACAAAACUGUGUACUUGGAAUAACCAAAUACCAUAAAAUGGUGCCAAGAUUUUUGGUGAAGUAAGUUUAUUUUUUACCUUGCAUAGCUGUAUUUUUUGUAAAACUGAGAUUUCGCUUCAACAUUGUCAGUUUUACAGUGAUGGUGUAACUUUGGGUGGGGAGGGCGCAUUUUGUAAAUCAUACCUGCAUGUGAUGCUCAGUAGUUGAUUAAGGGUUUCCUUCUGGGUUCCUUUCAUAGGGAUAUAUGCCCAUUUUACUGGGUAUUCCAAAACCAGUUGAAAAAUGGGAUUAUCCAAGAAUUGGAUGAUAAACAAUUGCCUGUUAGGUUGUAUAUUUUGAUGAGAGUUCUUAAGUUUAUUCAUAAAUCAUGUUAUAAUUUGCCUCAUAUUUCCAAAACAAUGAAAUUGAGUCUUGAUCAAAUUUAUGUAUUUAGGAAAUGGUAAUGAUGUUGCUUAGAUUUGUCUUAACCUUUGUAUGCUAGAGUAGAGAGAACAAAGUAGCUGUAAUAUUGGCCACUGCUGAUGUAUUUACAAACAUUUUGUAAUAAACAAAUAUAUACUUA
Lingula anatina is the source of this 3911-nucleotide messenger RNA. Its product is annotated as SMAD family member 5. Gene Ontology annotation, biological process: regulation of transcription by RNA polymerase II; cell differentiation; BMP signaling pathway. NCBI's taxonomy places the organism in Eukaryota, Metazoa, Brachiopoda, Lingulata, Lingulida, Lingulidae. Gene Ontology annotation, molecular function: I-SMAD binding; RNA polymerase II cis-regulatory region sequence-specific DNA binding; DNA-binding transcription factor activity, RNA polymerase II-specific. The record is from RefSeq and is a predicted model, not a curated record. Gene Ontology annotation, cellular component: heteromeric SMAD protein complex.